This is a messenger RNA of Didymodactylos carnosus, 1759 nucleotides long. NCBI's taxonomy places the organism in Eukaryota, Metazoa, Rotifera, Eurotatoria, Philodinida, Philodinidae. The record is from the annotation of a GenBank genome assembly.
AUCGUUUAGUUGUUAAAUACAUUGAUGAAACCUUAAGAUUUGCUGUUGACAGAUAAAUAUUAUGUUAACUCUAAAAGUUAUGUAAUCUCUCUUACUAUCCCUCUCUCUCACACUCUUUCUUUUCUUUUUUUUUUCAGUGAUUAGGAUUUUGCUACUCCUACUCACAUAUUGUAACAUCAAAGACAUAUUUAUUUAUAUUAUUUUGCUAUAGUUUACGGUAAUCAAGAAGAAGGUGCAAUGAUUUCUGUCGAUUCCAUCUUUAAGAUUACAUAUUCUUGAAUACGUUCUUUUUUACUUGUUAUUUAAAUAAAUAUAGUUUAAACUAUCGUUUAAACUAUAGUUAAAUAAUAGUAUAAACUAAACUAAAAGAAGGAUAGACCUUUAUGAACAAUCAGUGAGCUUAAAUAAAUCAGUUACUCAUACCACUUAAUUCACGAUACGUAGAAGAGAAUUUUCCUUGCCACGAUAAAGAAAUACGUAGCCAUCGCGAGUGAAGACACGUCGUUUGUCGACACCUUGCAGAUUGUUAUCUUCUCGAAAAAUUGCGAAAAAAGCGACUGUCGAUUAUUUUUCUAUGAUUAUAAUGCGUUUUCGAUUUAUUGUAUUUUCUCUAUAUAUAACAUUACAUCAAUUUUUGUAGCACUUCAGUUUGGUACAGCAAACAUUUUUCUACAAAAUGAGGUAUUCGGCAGCUCUAAGGGCUUUUUGAUAACUGCUUUGGAACGACUUGGCUAUCCAAUAAUAUUGGGUGUCCUUAUACUGAUUAUUAAUCGGUGCAUGCCUAAUUUGGUUAUAUUUUGAUUCAAAACGGGAUAUAAAGUAUACGUAGGCCGAACUCAAGUGACCCAAUACCUAAUAAUAUUGUGAAUAUCCAAUAUAUUAGAUGACCAAUAUUAUUCGUCCCAAUAGAUUGGGUGACCAAAAUUAUUGGGACCCAAUAUAUUGUAUUGGUGAAGGCCUAACCGGCGCAUGUUUACCAAACGGUUGGAAUGCAAAUGGUACAACAGUUGCAGGAUCUACUGGCGUUUUAGGUUCAAAUGCGAGCCUUCUUGAGUAUCCUAAUGAUGUAGCUAUUGAUAGUAACGACAGUCUAUACAUAGCUGACACUAAUAAUCAGCGUAUCCAGCAAUGGUCACAUGGCUCUUUAACAGGUGUUACGGUUGCUGGUAGCGGUACUAUCGGCUCAACCUCAAACGACUUCAGUUUUCCUCGUGCACUAUUUGUCGAUACAACCAAUAACAGCAACAAUUUAUACGUUGCAGAUUUCUAUAAUUAUCGAAUUCAAAAAUGGAGAAAUGGCAUGAGCUCUGGCUUUACAGUCGCAGGAGCUGGUGGAAAUGCUUCGAACCAGUUCACCCUUCCGAUGGGCAUUUAUGUCGAUAGUAGCGCUGCCAUUUAUGUAGCCGAUACGGAAAAUCAUCGUAUUCAAAAAUGGACACAACGCUCUAGUAGCGGAACAACAGUAGCAGGAGGUAAUGGAAUGGGCUCAAGCUUGAACCAGUUGAGUUUUCCGCGAAAUGUGAUAUGUGACACAGAUGGAACUUUGUAUAUACCUGAUACCAAUAAUCAUCGAAUUAUGAAAUGGACAAUUGGAGCUUCAAAUGGUAGCAUCAUAGCGGGAAUAAGUGGAACAUCUGGUACAUCGGAAACUAUGUUAAAUUAUCCAAAUGGAAUUACUUUCGAUUCGGACAGAAAUUUGUACGUGGCAGAUUCAAGCAAUCAUCGUGUACAAAAGUUUCUUUCAUGCACUGGUACGUAA